AUGCUUCGCAACGGAGCUACGCGACUUGCCUUGCGCGCAGUCCCAACCCCCAUCCGACCAACCGCAAGCUUCAAGCCAGCUGCACAAUGGUCUACCCAAUUCAGCUCAGUCGCGUCGAAACGCCCGCAAAUAUCAGCUCUAACUCAAUUUAACCCAAUUCAGUUUGCUCUUACGCGCCGCAACUUGUCGCAAGAGCGCAAAGAUGCUGAGAAGAGAUAUGCACAAGAGGAGAUCAAACCUACACCGGAAACAGUUUCUGCAACAUCGACCAUACAUCCCAUUGUAGGCGAGGUCGGUGACACAGAUAGGGCACAGCACAAGGGAGACGUGUCUUCAGGAGUAAAAGGCGAUCUGCACACCAUCAGGGAAACAUUCAACCUCUCCGAAGUUCCCCGAGAAGCAUACACUAUCGGCCUCGCCGGCGUUCUCCCCUAUCUUGCUACUUCAGUUUCCACUGUUGCGUGCGCCUAUGAACUCAACCAUGCCGUGGCAGGCGCGGGAUAUCUCAUGUCGACGUCCACAGCAUCCCAGCUACUUCACAUACUCGAGCCCUUGCAAGUAGGGUAUGGUGCAGUGAUACUUUCUUUCCUCGGAGCAAUCCAUUGGGGUCUUGAGUUUGCUGGAUAUGGAGGCCACCAGGGCUACAAACGCUAUGCGAUUGGCGUUUGGACACCCGCAGUCGCGUGGCCAACACUCCUGAUGCCUGUUGAGUAUGCCCUCAUCACGCAAUUCGUCGGUUUCACAGUAUUGUACUAUGUCGACACUCGAGCGGCAUACCGGGGCUGGACCCCACCAUGGUACGCCAUCUAUCGGUUUGUUCUGACUUUCAUCGUCGGCGCGAGUAUUGUGGUCACCCUGAUUGGCAGGGGAGAGAUUGCGGACAAAGAUGUUCACAAGAUUCCUGGUGCCGUCCAGAGGGCCAAGGAACUCCGCGAUAACCCGCAAGAGAAGAUGGCGGAGCAGGAAGAAGCCAUCCGCAUCCAAAGCCAGGAGGAGAGCGACGAGGCAAAGGACCAGGCUGCGAAAUGA
Molecule: messenger RNA, 1029 nt
Organism: Periconia digitata
Lineage: Eukaryota; Fungi; Ascomycota; Dothideomycetes; Pleosporales; Periconiaceae
Source: the annotation of a GenBank genome assembly